This is a messenger RNA of Cygnus olor (mute swan), 4532 nucleotides long. RefSeq names its product beaded filament structural protein 2 (gene BFSP2). The transcript has 7 exons. Lineage: Eukaryota; Metazoa; Chordata; Aves; Anseriformes; Anatidae. Gene Ontology annotation, cellular component: intermediate filament. Gene Ontology annotation, biological process: intermediate filament organization. Gene Ontology annotation, molecular function: structural molecule activity. The record is from RefSeq and is a predicted model, not a curated record. Bases 2677 to 3882 code for a protein of 401 amino acids.
CCUAUCAUUUACAAUCUGCUGAUAAAUCUACUUGGUCUGGAAGACUAUCAGGUAAGGCUGGUUUUGGUGAACACCACAUGUCUUUGGUACAGCAUCCUGCAAUGGCUUUGGAGUGAUCUGAAGUUAGGUGACAUCUCUCAUACGGGCCGUGAGCGUUCCCACUCGGUGACCAUCCCUUACCUACACUUCUUUCGUUGUAAACUGCCAUGGGUCACUCCUUCAGGCUGCCAAUCUGGAGCAUAAACCAGGCAGGAGCAGCUCGGUCACCUGCAGCAGUCGACGUGGCUCGUGUGCCUGUCGGUAGCCUUUGUGUGGUUCCAGCACUGCCUGCGCACCGACUGGAUGAGCCUCCCUCAGGAGGACCAGAAUGACCUUUUUUUUGUGCAUAAAUGUCCUAAGCAUUACACUUUGGACUCUCAGCUGCUCUUUGGCCAGUGAGUCCUGAAUUACUUCCUGCAGAGCAAACAGCCUCAAAAGAAGGCACAUGCAGAGUCCCCUUCACAGCAACAGAAAUCUCCUUUAAAUUUAUCAGAAGUCUUGACAUCUGACGACUGGGAACUCCCACCCAUUGAAUGCGGUGGCUUUGACCACAUGUCCAUUUCCCUGCUGUUUUAUUUAUCUUCGAUGCUGCCAGCACCAUUGAAUCACGAUUCCUUACCCCCUCUCCUCUCUGAGGUUUUCCUUCCUCCCUCAGGAAUGCAAACCCAGUGUUUCAGAGCAAAAUAGCAUUUCAGUCCUACCCAGUUAAGCUCUAGAUUGCAUGCUGUAAUAGCAGUGCAGAAAUAGGAGGGGUGAAUGAAUGAAGUUUAAAUGAUGGCUUAAAAACAGGCUGUUACAAGCAGAAAGUAACAUGGAACAUGGAAUGACUGCUAAAUCGAUGUUCUCUCUUCGAGUAACCCAGAACUGCUACCGCGGGACCAAUUUUCAGCUUUCCUCCUCAGAUUGCCUCUCUUGUAUUGUUCAGCAAGUGAAAUGGCCUCUGUCCUUUGAGGUCUCAGCCUUGUGCUUCCCACCUCUGGCCAUCAGUCAUUGUAGAUUAUUUUCUACCGUCACUCCUGACUUCAUCACGGCUAUGAGACAGCGGGGCGUGCUCCGGCUGACUGCUUUGCACCACCAACCACUCAGGUUAGCGGUGGCUUGCAAAAAAAGGACGCUUGGGCAAGACGGGGUUAGCAUAGCAUCGAGGUGAGGCACGUCUGGCAACAGAGAAGAGAAUUACAGUGGUGGCACAUCUGGUCCAGCUGUUCCCACCUGCCAGCAGGGUCCCAGUGGCUGUGGUUACCCAGAGCAAGCUGACGACUUUGCUAAAUGGUGCUGGAAUCGCACCAAGACACAGCUCCCCUGGGAUCAGGGAGCCAUGUUAAUGUCUUCUCCCCUCCUUUCUCCCCGUCCCACACAUGCGCUUCUGUGCUGACGUGCAGAUGUGAACGUGGGCCAUAGGCUUCCUAAAAUGAGAAAAUCGAAACAUGAUAGCGGCUCUUCUAGAUAUUGGAUUUUCAGAGAAUAAUUCACUGCUUCCCUCAGAGGUGGCUGGGGUAGGCAGUCAGACGGGGCUAUAUAUGGACACAGAUGGGCACUUUGGGAAUAUGUGGGAUAGAUGCUACACAGCCUGCUAUCUGUGAUCCUCAUGAUUGAAUACUAAACGGCCUCCUGGAAGCUGCUGGUGGACGACAGUAAAAGCUUCCUGAGCUUCUUGCCAAGAGUGAAAGCAAUCAGAUGAGGGCCUUCAUCUUCAGCUCCUGCGUGUUUUGGCAGGGAGGUGUAAAGGAAGAACAGGGUGGCGGAGAACCAAACCCCAUUCUUUGCAAAAACAUUGGCAUUUCUGCAUUUGUUUUCUGCACACUAUUGCUUUUGCGAGGCAGAUUUGUUUUGCAUUUCACACAGAGCAAAUACGCUGAAAUACACAAACGCGCUGGAGGAUUCCUUGCAUUUAGCCAGCACAGUUUGCUUGGAAAUCUCAAUCCAGAAUAUCCAGAAACUAACCAAAGCAACAUGCAAAGCCGUCAGAUGCGGCAUUCCCAGGCUUUGUGUGAAUGUGCAGUGCUAACCUUUGGCAGUCUCGCUGUGCUCAGCCUUAAAAAUGAGCAGAAACGUGAGGGUGCUUGUCCCUGGGCCAAGGGCCACUGGGCCAGUGCAGCGUGCCCUGGGGGAAGCCGAAGCGCAGAGAAAUCCAGAAGCUGCUGAGGGGACAAGGGAGGAUUCGAGGCCCUGUGGCAGCAAAAGGCCAGCUCGGGUUGGCUCCUCAGAAGUUGGUUUUAGCUCAUUUUGAGUAAUGCCUUGCUGCGGGAGGCUCUGUGAGCAUGGGUGUGAGCGGCUAGUGUGCAACGCACGGCUGGAUGUAUAAGGGCAGGAAAUCAUCUGGACGUCAGCGCAGACAACACCGCUGGCAUUCCCACACGUCCGUUGUCAUGAAUUCCUGCCCCGCAGUGCCCGUAAACACCAUUGUGCUGUUCAUCUGCCGCAUUUGCAGCAGCAGCAGCAGGGAGAUUUCCCCUGAAAUGGAUUGCUGACCCAGCGGCCGGCCGGACAAUGCAGCGAGCGCGGCACAAAGCCCGCCUUCCAGAAGGCCGUCGCACAAAGCCGAAAGCCCCGUCCGAGCCCCAACCUGCUGGGCUCGGCACAUCCCUCCCGCCAGUGCGGGGCCGGCGGCGGGGCUGAGUGGGCCGCAGCAGCAGCAUGCCCUUGCCGAGGCGCCGGUCGUCCUUCUUGGGGCAGCAGCCCCCUGCCUCCGCAACGGAGAGCGCGGCGGGGCCCGGGCGCCGCGUGAGCGUGGGGGGCCUGUCGAGACCCCCCGGCGUCUACGUGGGCUCCGUGCCCACCGGAGGAGUGAGCAGCUUGGGCACCCGCGUGUCCCGCCGAGCCCUGGGCAUCAGCAGCGUCUUCCUCCAGGGCUUGCGCAGCUCCUGCUCUGCCGUGCCCCUGGCUGCGGGGCUGGAGAAGGGCAGGGCGCUCUCCUACGAGAGCCUGAACGGCUGCCUGGUGGAGUACAUCGAGAAGGUGCGAGCCCUCGAGCAGGUCAACCAGGAGCUGGAGGAGCACAUCCGAGUCUACCUGGACAAGAAAUCCUCCAGCGUGGGCAGCUGGGGAGCGCUGCGGGAGAGCUGGGAGGCCAUCUACCACCAGGUGGGUGAAGCGGUCCUUGAAAAUGCCCGUCUCAUGCUGCACACCGAGAACAUUCAAGCCUGUGCUGAAGACUUUAAAGACAGGUAUGAAAAUGAGCAGCCAUUCAGAAAGGCAGUGGAAGAUGAAAUUAAUUCCCUUUAUAAAGUGAUUGAUGAUGCUAAUUUAACUAAAAUGGAUCUGGAGAGUCAGAUAGAAAGCAUGAAAGAAGAGCUGACUUUGCUGUCAAAGAAUCAUGAAGAAGACGUGAAGGUAUUGUACAAACAGCUUGCUGGAUCUCAGCUGGAAGAACUCGAUGUUCCCCUGGGAAGUGGCCUGGACAACAUACUGGAAAAAAUCAGAAUCCACUGGGAGAGAGACAUCGAAAAGAAUCGUGCUGAGACGGGUGCCCUGCUCCGUACCAAGCAACAGGCUGAAGCAACAGCUGCAGUGCGAAGCCAGGAGGAAGAACUGGUGGAGGGCCUCAGAACCGAGUUCCAUGAAACUGCCUGCAAAAUACAGAGCUUGCAGGCUGAAACUGAAUCCUUGAGAACCUUGAAGAGGGGUCUGGAGAACUCCUUAUACGAUGCCAAGCACUGGCAUGACAUCGAACUGCAGAACCUAGGCUCUGUCAUUUCCAAGCUGGAGGCAGAGAUUGCAGAAAUCAAAGCAGAAACUGAGCAGCAGCAGCAGGAUCGUGAAAAUCUGCUGACCAACAAGCAACAGCUGGAGAAAGACAUUGCUGCAUAUCACUGCCUUCUGGAUGGAGAGCAAAGCAGCUGAUUAUGAAAUUCCCAGCCCACAGAAGACCAUUGCCAUUCAAAGCAAAAGAAGAUGUCACUGCUAAGUAUGUUCAUGGAAGCUAAAAACCCAUCAAAGCAGCCUGCUUUACUCAGUUUGAUUCAACAGUUGAAGUAGGUUGUAGCUUGAACAACUUUAUUAGACCCUCUUCAUGUAAUUGCUUUGCUUAAAGAUUUCAAUUUACUCAUGUUGUUAAAAUUAUAAUAAAAAUAAAGAAUAUCAGCUUUUUUGUUUGUCUUUUUUUUCUUUCAGUAUUUUUCAUGAUAGCUGAGGGGAGCUACAGUAAUAGCAUAGGACCUUCACUUUCCAGCAAGUAAACUUAUUCUUUUUUGGUAUAAAUUCAUUAAGACUGAACUACUCCUCCACUGUGCAAACAGCACUAAUGGCAAGUGCUCUGCUGUGUCACAAGACCAGCAGCUCAUUAGCGCGAAACGUAAUUCAAAUAAGGAUAAAGCAGUUAAACUUAAAUGACAUCAACUUGAUGCAAUUAAUUUUGCAAUAAGUAAGUCAGCAAAAGCAGUAAUGCAAACACCCCAGCAGCACUCAGCAAACAUAUUUUAACUCUAGACUAAACUUUUGGAAAAGCUGAAGGUGAAGGAGAGCGACAGCAGUUCUGUCUGCUGCCUAGGUCA